Messenger RNA from Diabrotica virgifera virgifera (western corn rootworm), 8053 nucleotides. RefSeq lists its product as uncharacterized. Bases 238 to 1491 code for a protein of 417 amino acids. The record is from RefSeq and is a predicted model, not a curated record. Gene Ontology annotation, biological process: neuron-neuron synaptic transmission; neuromuscular synaptic transmission; clustering of voltage-gated calcium channels. Gene Ontology annotation, cellular component: presynaptic membrane. NCBI's taxonomy places the organism in Eukaryota, Metazoa, Arthropoda, Insecta, Coleoptera, Chrysomelidae. The transcript has 4 exons.
CAAGUGAAAUAUUAAGCGCAAGGUAAAAAAUAUUCAAAAAAAAACGAAUGAUAUUCUUCCUUACCAAAACCUAUUAUGAAUGAUUUGAUGUUGAUAUCACGUGGUACCCCUACUACUGUGUUAUACAUAGGGAACAGUGGAUUAAUUUAGUUAAUAUGUAGUGUAAAAAUCGCCAGGUUGAAUUGUCCCGGUUGAAAACUAGUGUUGUUGACAAAUGUGAGUGAAGACAUAGUAAACAUGAGGGGUAGUACCGCUGGAUUACCGGACACUGUUAUACAGGGGUAUAACGCCUCCUACUACACAUUUUUAACAAUACUAGAUACUUUAUUCGCAUUUUUCGUGUUAUGUCCCUGUGUAGUGGCCUACUGGAGGGGUGCUUGGGGUUUAAUGGACAUAUAUCUAGCUGAUUACUCUUUAUUUUACAAUGGUCUGAUAUCUCUAGGCAUAGGUUUAUUUGGACACUGUGUUUUUAUGUGCUUCCAAAAAGUAUUCGAAGAAAAGUUCCAUCCAGAUAAGAACCGAAUAUUGUACUAUGUCGUGUCGAGACUGUAUACUGUGUGCUUUGCAUUUACCUGUGUUAACGGAUGGAGAGGUCCCUGGGAGUUCUUGUAUAUUCCCUACAAAUCAGAUGUUAAGUCGAUUAGUGCAACCACUGGAGUAGGAAUUGUGGCUUUACUCGCAAUGAGAGGAUUGAGGAACGUUACAGCGCCUCCAUUUGUUAUUGUUAACGACAGUGUUAAGGGAUAUUUCGAAGUACCAACUUUGUUUAGAACACCGAUGGAAGAAAGAAAAUCCUUGUUUGUGUUAGACUGUCUCUUCUCUAUAGCUGUAGUUGGAACUUUAGUAGUGUUCGUUUGGAGAGGCGUGUGGCUGCUGGUUGAUCUAUUCCUCUUUCCAGAAGAUUUAGUAUUUUCUUACUGGUGUAGUCUAGUUAUAGGAUAUGCAUGUGUCGCUAUUGCGUUCCUUCUUCAGCCUGUAAUGAGAUAUUUAUGUGAAAGACUGACUGGUGCUGCAAGAUUGUUACUUGCAGAUUUGUAUACUUUGUUCGCUCUCUUUGGUACCGUCAACGUAUGGAGAGGGAUAUGGAGUUUGCUAAACGUAUAUUUCUUACCAGAUAAUCUAGAGUUAAGCUGCUGGAUUACCCACUGGGUGAGCCUCAUAAUCCUGAUUCUAUGUCGGUGUUCCAACUCGCUGCUGGUGAGAGGGGUGUACAUAGACGCCGAAGAGCCUGGCGGCGAAUGUGCCAUCUUCCCUUGUUACUACUUGAGAAUCAUUUUGAGGAAGAAGAAACUAAAGAAACUGAACCUAAACGCGUUCACUCUGAAUGACACGCUUAAGGUACACCAAAAAGACGGAGAUCCACAAAUUAAUUCCUAUGACACUCUUAAGGUACAUCAAAAAGAUGGAGAUCCACAAAAUAACCAUGUUAUAAACAUCAACACUAUUAGUAAUACUGUCGAAGGAAAUAAUGAUCUUAAAGUACCAACAUAAAAUCUUAAAAUGAGUCAAUUUGAUAUUUGGUCUGUUGAUGAACAGAGGUAGCGACGAAAAAAAAAGCAUACUUGUAUUACCAAUUGUUUUCUGUUUAUUGUAUUAAAAUAAUAUAAGACAUUCUAAUUUUGUCAUUUUAAAGUUUUAAUUUAAACCAGGGAUUCCCAAACUUUGCAGUAAAGAGCAACAUUUUUAGCACAAAUUUUGAAAUAUCAUUAUCUUAUUCACUUUUAUUUAAUAUUAAUUAUAUGUCACAAAUGAUUCCCCUUCUUCUUCAUGUGCCUAUUCGUGACGAAUCUUGGCGAUCAUCAUGGUAAUUCUUAUCUACACAAGAACAGAAAAGCUGCACAGAUGUGCUGAACCGGGUUCUGAGGUUUGUUUAAUCAGGAUGUUCUUUUUCCUGGACCUCUCUUUCCAUAUAUUUUUCCUUGCAGGAUGGCUUGUAGGAGGACAUAUCUGGAUUUAUUUCGCAUAAUGUAUACAAACUAUUGUAACUUUCGAAAUUUGAUGGAGGUCAGUACCUCUCGGCUCUUCUUCAUUCUUCUGAGGACUACCUCAUUUUGUGACUCGGUCAGUCUACGGGAUUCUAAAUAUUCUCCGAUUAGCCAUAUCUCAAAUGCUUCCAAUUUUCUGUACAUAUAUUCGUUUAAAAUCCACGAUUGAACACCAUAUGUGGUAAUAUUGUUCUGAAGUCAUUUCCUUGUGGCAUCUUAUGCAAUUUACUAUUUUAUUUGGGAAUCAUGCCACCAUAUGGGGUUCCUAAGCAACUACACGUAGAUUGACAGUAUUGUGACUCCAGCACCUAGUGCUUCGUAUCCUGAUAUUCCACUCUUUGUCUUCAGCUUGUUUUCUUUAUCCAAAUACGUCUCUUGACAUACGUCUCUCCACUUCUUGUCGAAGUGAAGGAAAAAUUGAGGGGGCCAGAACUAAUCAGAACUUACCAGAGGUAAAGGAACUAAUAGAACCAAAACAUAUAGAAAAGGAUACACGGAUCGACUAAUCUAAAAAAGCUCUAUACAGAGGAAGAACAAAUAAUGCUAGGAUUGGAAACACCAGAAAUUACCACAAAUGAAGAUGUUAAUAUAAGUACACAAGAAGUUCGAAGAACACUUGGAAAGCUGAAGAACAGAAAAGCUGCAGGUAAGGAUGGAAUAAGCAAAAUCAUAGAACACAAUAAAAUACCAGCGAACUAAUUCUACUUUUAAAAAAAGGAGAUAAAAAUCAGCCAAAAAACUACAGAGGUAUCAACUUGUUAAAUACUAUGGAUAGAUCGUGUACAGAUGCAAUACUCGUCAUAAAGCAAAUUACUGAAAAAUCACUAGAGUAUAAUAGACCAGCACUGCUAUAUCGGAUUGACUUGAAGAAAGCAUUUGACAGAGUAAGACUCAAAGAUAUAAUUCAUCUUCUGUAUAAUAGAGAAGUCUCCCCAGAUAUCAUAAAAACUAUUCAAAACAUCUACCAAAACAACAAAAUGGAAGUCAGAAUAGAUGAACAACUUACAGAAUCUGUAUAGUCAGCGGAAUAAGACAGAGAGACUCACUGAGCCCUAUACUCUUCAAUUUAAUCAUGAAUGAAAUCAUCAAAAACGUCAACAAAGGAAGAGGAUAUAGAAUGGGAAACAAAGAAGUGAAAAUAAUCUGCUACACAGACGACGCAAUAUUGAUGGCCCAAGAUAAAGAUGGUCUGCAACGAUUAGUCCACACUAUUACAAUAAGAGCGAAAGAAUUCAAUAUGACAAUUUAAUCUCAAAAAACUAAAACAACAGUAAUCAGUAAGGAACCAAUCAGAUGUAAAAUAGAAAUUGAUGAUAUCAGUAUUGAACAAGUAAUGGAAGUAAAAUACCUUGGAAUUAUAUUGUCAAGUUACAUAGACCUGGACAAAGAAGUAAGAAGUCAAGUACAAAAAGCAAAUAGACUGGCAGGAUGCUUUAAUAACACUAUAUGGCAAAACCGACAUAUUAACACUGAGAUGAAGUCAAGAAUUUAUAAAGCCAAUUUAUAGAGUAAGAUCCGACAUAGCAACAGCACAAAGACUACUAGAAACGGCAGAGAUGAUAAUGCUGAGAAGAAUUACAGGAAAUACGCUGAGAGAUCGAAAGAGGAGUGAAGACAUUAGAAGACAAUGUAACGUACAGUGUAUAAACAAAUAAACACUAAAUAGAAAAAAGAAUGGGAUAACUACAUAACCAGAAUGAGGGAGAGACGUGUGGUCAAAAUAGCAAGAGAUAAAUCACCAAUCGGUAGAAGAAAAAUAGGUCGACCACGCAUAAGAUAGAGUGACAACAUUCCAUAGAGGUAUCAAUCCAACUAUGAGCAAGCAGAAUUGCUUAUAAAGAUAAAGAAGAAGAAGAAAUACGUCUCUUAAAUUGCAACUAUAUCAAUAUUGUUCUUUGGGAGGAUUUUGAGAGAGCAAUUUGCUGUAGUUAUAGCCAACCUUCAGCAACGGAGAAGGCGCCUUAAGAAGAAAAAAUGAUUUGUGAUCGGUGGUCGCAUUUUGAAUCACGAUGUCAUUCUGACAAGUUCGUAUUCUGGGCCCAAUAUUUUUUGUCUGAUGGUUCUGGGACGAACCAUUUUGUUUUCCUAGUGAUACACAGGCGCGGAUACAGUGGGGGGUCAACGGGUCCAUGGACCCCCUAUUGUAUUUAGUCCAUAAGUAUUUUUUUAUUCUUAAUUAUUUUUUUAUGUUAACUCUAAACUUGAAGCCAUCAGUACAACACUAAAUUACACGACAACCGCUUCCAAAGAAUUGAAAGAAGCCAUAAAAUCUAAUAAAACACCCUUCUCUGAAAAAUAAUCUGCAGGCGCAUUUGUUUGGGUACCGGUGGAACCAUAAACAACUGAAAUAUUUUUCUCGAUUCAAAGAAUAACAAAAAUUAUAUUAUAAAAUGCAAAUACAUUACACUGGGUAUAAACCUUAUCUCAUGAAAAGUCACGUUUCAAAUUUGCGAUACAAUAAACAUAUAAAAAUUUGAAAUGAGUGAAAAAUAAUUUCGACCACGAAUACAAAGAUUUGUAUUUUACUAGAUAGUCCAUGCGUAGGUACCUACCCAUUGAUGGUAGAAAGGUUAAUCUUUAUGGUAAAGAACGACCAGUGAGAUUACUAGUCGUGAAUUGUCUAUCAAUCCUUUUGAUACCGUAGGUAAUCUGGUAUUAUAUAGUGUAUUUUAUCCUUAGAGUAAGUGUGAAUCGUAUGGCUAAAUCUGGAAAAUAUAAUAUUUAAUUUGAGGUAGGUCUGCCCCCCCCCCCCCUAUUUUGAAUUUCUAGGUUCGCGCCUGUGUCUACAUGUGUAUGGUAGUCAGAAGAUCUCGGUGGGAUAAUCUGACUGCCAGAAAUCAUAAAUUGAAGUGCAGAUUUGGACUCCAAUUUGUGAACAAUAUAUAAGCAAGUUUUUGUGCUGGUGUUCAGUUCCAAGUUUUGACAGUAUUAUUUCUUAAUUCGUUCCUUGUACGUGUCCUAACAUAGUUUCUUGAUCAAUUCUUCUAUUUUAAACGUUUUGUUUUAAAAACGCAACAAAGAAUUCGACAAGUAUGUUUUAAUAAAAAGAUCACGCUAAUAUAAUUACCUCAAUAUAAAAAUUUUUAUAUCCAACACAUCGCACCUCCGCUCAAAUAGUGUCACAACUCAAAAAAAAUAAAAACGAUUUUAUUGCACCAACAGUUUAAUAAAACUACAAAAUCUUAUCUCAGAAAGUGUUACGUUUAUAGUUCAAGUAUUUGUCGUUAGAUGACACUUAGUGUCAUUAUAUGAUUAACCAAAAUCAUUGGUACACCAAACAUAAACAGUAUAAAUAUAAGAUACAUAUCGACUUGUGCAAGGCAUUUGUGCUCAAGUAAAGUGACACAUUUAUCACUUACUUAUCUUUCUUUUUGCAGUAUUUUUUGUUUAAUAUUGUUACUUGUAUUUAAAGUUACAUCAUUACAAAUUAUAAGUCUGUUAACCAGAUAAUAAUAUCUAAUAAUAUCUAAUGAUAUUAUAUUUUGUACUGCAAGAGCCACUUUUGAUAAAUAAUAUGUAUGUCGUAAAUUUGUCGUUAUUUUAUCUGUAUAGAGUAACAACUCAAAAAAAAAAGUUUUUUAAAUAUUUUUAGCAGAAUUAAUACACUAUUUUGUAGAGCUUCAAAAACCAUUGUAACUGACUAAAAUAGUUUGUUAUUAUACUAAUUUUAGUUCAGUCGAUAGAGCAUUUGACCUUGCAUUACGAGCUGUUCCAAAUUUUUCUAAUCUGUAGGGGGGUCAAUAUAAGUGCAAAUUUAAACUCUCGACUGAAUUUCGCUGUUGCGUUAGCCGCCAUCUUGAUUUUAAAUGAGAACCGUUUUUGCUCAAUAUCUCCGCCAUUUUAGACUUUUCGACAAAAAGUGUAAAAACCGAAUUUCUUGAAAAUACGAUUUUCUAUAAAUUCGUAUAGUAUAAUUUUUUUCGUGCGGUCGAUAUUUUCCGAGUUAUGGGGGAGGGGGGAAUAGUGACAGUUAGACCAUAAUUAUUGAAUUAUCGAGUUAUCUCGUUUAUACUUAGUUUUACAACAAAUAUGUGUAUGUAUGCAAAAAUAAAGAGAAUUAAAUUUUGUACAAUUUUGAACUCUUUCAUUUUUUUUUUGAUAAAAUCAAUAUUUAAAGUAGUACCUACCUACUUAGGCGGUAAAGGUGCGAGCGUAAGACCUAAUUGAUUUUAUAGCAAUAAUUGGUUUUGUUCAAUAUCUCCGCCAUUUUCAACUUUUAGACAAAAAGUGUGAGGACUGAAAUUGUUGAAAUUCCAAUUUACUACAAUUUUUCGAGAGAACCAGUGGCGGGUCUACAAGGGGGGAAUGGGAAAAUUCCCCACAGUGUCCAAAGUUUAAAAAAAAUGUUGAAAUAUAAAAAAUAUAUUAGCUGACAUGAAACUUAAAAUAUCGACAGAAAAAUUCAACCAAUAAAACCCGCUAGGUAAUAAAAUUAAGUGAACUUAUGCAUGUGAGUUAUUAUUUAUGUCUUUAAUGUAGUUAGUUUCGUUGGUGUUUCAUUGGAAGUUUCAACAAUUGUAUAAAAUAUAAUUCUCUUUAUUUUAUUUAUGUGCAAUUAUGUCGUAAAGUUAAUAAAAAAUGGCACAACUAUUGGAAAUUGCAUUUCCAAUAAUUUUAGUACCUACCGUGUUUGUCGAAAAGUUGAAAAUGGCGGAGAUAUUAAGCAAUAACGGUUCUCCUUUAAAAUCAAAAUGACGACUAACGCAACGGCGGAAUUCAGUCGAGAUAUUAAAUUUACACUACUAUUGAUCUCCUCUAACGGAUACAAUUAUAAAAUUUGGGGCAGCUCGGCAACAAGAUUCAAUUCAAUAAUUAUGCUCCCCCCACCACUUUUUACUAUUUUCCCACUUAACUUGGAAAAUAUCAAACGCAUGAAAAAAAUUGUUAAAAAGAAAUUGUAGGAAAUCAUAUUUGGAACAAUUUUAGUUGAAAGUGGCGUAAAUACCGAACAAAAACAAUUGAUAUAAAAUCAAUCGGGUCUUAUGCUCACGGCAUUACCGCAUACGUACUACCUUAAAAAUAAUAUCAAUUUUAGAAAAAAAAAUGAAAGAGAUCAAAAUUGUGUAGAAUUUAAUUCUCUCUACUUUUUUAAAGGUACAUUUUUGUCGUAAAAGUAAUAAUAAUAAACGAGAUAAUUUAAUACUUUAAAAAGGGAGUAAACCCUGUAGUUGGCUGUAUACCUUCAAUAUAACAACGUGGAAUGAAGUAAGCACUUCUGUUGUAUGUAGGCAUAUAUGAAUUUAUUAAAAAAUCCUUAAAAUUUAUCCACGAAGGAGUGGAAGUACAAAACGUUUUCGGCCAGACUGACCAUCAUCAGUGUAAACGUCCAGUGUACAAGUAAUUGAAACUAGCCACUUCAAUAGGUAUAAAAACCUCUAAAAUACAUUAUUGUUACAUUCUAUAAUAAAAAGUGGUCGACAUUAAGCCGAUGUCUUAAGAUUUAAAGAUCGCAUAAUUUAAUAAUUAUGCUCGAACUGUCACUAUUUUCCGCCAUAACUCGGAAAAUAUCGACCGCACGAAAAAAUUAUAAUAAUAGAAAUUAUAGAAAAUUCGUAUAGAAAUGGUUCGUAUACUUUUUGUCGAAAAGUUGAAAAUGGUGGAGAUAUUGAGCAAAAACUGUUCUCGUUUAAAACCAAGAUGGCGGCUAACGCAACGGCGGAAUUCAGUCGAGAUUUUAAAUUUACACUACUAUUGACCCCCUAAAUAUUAGAAAAAUAAAAUUUGGGGCAGCUCCUAAUGCAAGGUUAGGCCUGUUAUUCGUCUAACCCGACUGGACUAUUUUAAUAGUUUUUGAAUUAAACCCUACCACAAACUUUAAACGUCAUUUUCUCGAUAUUUUGUUUUUUGACUUAUGAUACUGUUUAAGCGGAGGUGCGACAUCACAAAAAUUAUUAAAGUAAUUUUUUAAAGCUUGAUUAUUUUCUUGGACAGUACUUAAAACCCAUAAAGUUAGAAUGUUUAGGUAUGCAUUACUGUUUGCAUGUUAAGCUUUAAAUGAAUGAGAUUUGUACAUAUUGUAUUUUAUUUAACUGUAGUUGUAUAUAGUCAAAAUAUAAAAUAUGAAGAUA